AUGUCAUCAAUAACAAAUGUUGAAGAAACAACAAUAACAUCACCACCAUAUCAACCAUCUCUACCAUUUAGACAACCUACAAAGUUGGGAAAGAAGGUUGUUAUGUUCCCAGUAAAGUCGGGAAACAAUACAUAUCAGUUGGAAGGCUUCUUAUCAUCUGUAGAGCCAUCACAUAACAGUAAUAUCAGUCCAGAGGGUGUAGAGUCGCCCCUGUCCGACAUUGGCAUCGUAAUCACACAUCCACAUCCAAUGCUUGGCGGAAACUACCAGAACAACGUAGUGCUGGGCGUUGCCAGCUACCUCACCAAUCACAUGCAUCUGCCAACACUGUGUUUCAACUUUAGAGGCGUGGGCAAGAGUGAGGGCAGGGGCAGCUGGCGCGGCUCGUACGAGCAGGAGGACACACUGGCCGCAGUGCGCUACCUAAUCAACGAGGCACCACUUCAGCGUCGACCAAAGCGAGUCAUCAUUAUUGGAUACUCAUAUGGUUCUGUCAUUGGCGCAUCAGUUGCAGAUAUGGAUGAUGCCAUCAUGGCCUACGCAGCAAUCUCCUAUCCAUUCGGACCACUCACUCUCAUGCUUCUCGGUCACCUGCUCGAUGCGGCCAAGUCCAAGAAGCCCAAAUUCUUUGUCAUUGGCGAUCGUGAUGACUUUACAGGACUGGCAAGGUUCAGAGCAAGGAUUGAGGAGUUCCCCGACCCUCUAGAGUCAAGGAUCUUUGUUAAUGUGGAUCAUUUCUAUGGAGGAGCUGAGAAGCAGCUGGCGAAGGAGCUGUCUGGCUGGAUCAACUCGUUGGUGUUCCCAACACCAACGCCAGUCUCAUUGGAUUCAAAUAACGAGGAACAGAAGCAACAACAAUCAUGA
Acytostelium subglobosum LB1 is the source of this 864-nucleotide messenger RNA. RefSeq lists its product as hypothetical. The transcript has 2 exons. Lineage: Eukaryota; Evosea; Eumycetozoa; Acytosteliales; Acytosteliaceae. The record is from RefSeq and is a predicted model, not a curated record. The coding region runs from base 1 to 864 and encodes 287 amino acids.